GUACCCACCUCCCCCCGCACUCUGCACUCCCCCCUGCACUCUGCACUCCCCUCGCGAUUUAUCGCUCUCCCUCCCCCCCUCUCUCUCUCUCUCUCUCUCUCUCUCUAAAGCUUGAAGAAAAUGAAAAAAGGUCUUCUUUGCAACACGACAAUGGACCACGGGAAGAAGAAAAUCCGUUCUCCUUGUUUUUCUAUUUAUUUCUCAAUUUUUCAUUGCGCAAUGGUCGCCUUCUUUGUCAACUUUCGCCAGUCUCUCCUUUGACUCUCUACAUUUGAAUAUUCAUGUCUGAAUCUCUGCAUUUCUCUGCGUCAAUUUUGCUUCAAAUCUGCCCUUGAGGAAAUGAAGUGCUUUCAUUUCACCAAUGGGGAGAGGAGGGAGGACGAGGACGGCGCCUUCUCGAGGGUUUCAAAGGUGUCCUGGGCUCGCUCUCUCAGCGUCGCUUCCAGUAGUGUGGACACCAGGCGCUCCGAGCUCGACUCCAGCUUCAGUGACUACUACUCCGAAUCGGGCGCGUUCCGCCAGUUCCUGACCCAGCGGAGGGCUAAUGAUCUGCGAGUGUUCUCGUUCUCCGACCUGAAAUCGGCGACGAGAGGGUUUAGUCGGGCUUUGAUGAUCGGAGAGGGAGGGUUUGGGUGCGUGUACAGAGGAGUUGUUAAGAGAGUCUCUGCUGCCGCCGUUGAUGACGAGGAUCCCGAUUCGAUGAUGGACGUCGCUAUCAAACAGCUUAAUCGUAACGGAUUCCAGGGGCAUAAGGAGUGGAUUAAUGAAGUAAACUUCUUAGGUGUAGUCAAACACCAAAAUCUUGUCAAAUUAGUAGGAUAUUGUGCUGAUGAUGAUGAAAGAGGGAUUCAACGGCUUUUGGUCUAUGAGCUUAUGUGCAAUAAAAGCUUGGAGGACCAUCUAUUGUCUAGAGUACCAUCACCUCUCCCGUGGAUGUUGAGAUUAAAAAUUGCUCAAGAUGCAGCGCGUGGUUUGGCAUACCUACACGAGGAAAUGGAUUUUCAGCUUAUAUUCCGAGAUUUUAAAACAUCAAACGUUUUGCUAGAUGAGAACUUUAAUGCAAAGCUCUCAGACUUUGGACUGGCUAAGCAAGGACCAAGCGAAGGGCUCAGUCACGUUUCAACAUCUGUUGUUGGUACAGUAGGUUAUGCAGCACCGGAGUACGUUCAGACAGGCAGACUAACUGCAAAGAGUGAUGUUUGGAGCUUUGGUGUGGUUCUGUAUGAACUUAUAACUGGGAGGCGAGCAUUGGAGAGAAACCUACCUCGGAGUGAGCAGAAGCUCUUGGAAUGGGUGAGACCUUAUGCAUCGGACUCAAAGAAAUUCCACCUCAUUGUAGACCCACGACUAGAAGGGCAGUAUUGCAUAAAAGCAGCUCAGAAGCUUGCAUCAUUGGCCAACAAGUGUCUGAUGAAGCAAUCGAAAUAUCGCCCCAAAAUGAGUGAGGUUGUUGACACACUGGGCAGCAUCAUCAGUGAAAUGAUGUCCCAGGAUGAGGACAGUGCUGUCCAACCUGUGAAAGAAGCCGAGGGUGUGAAAGAAGAAAACAUGGAAGAAAUUGAGCCAAGCAGACAAGGAAACAAUUAUCUGAGGCGGGUUUUUGACUUAAGAGAAAUGGUCCGCUUGAGGAACAAAUCUAUUGGGAAAUUAGAUUGGAGAAAUUGGACACCUGGGUUGGUAAGAACUUGGUAAGGCAUUUUUGCUUGUUGGAACAUAGAGAGAAAUGUGUUUGCCCCCCCUCAUUUCUGGCAAUGGCAGAUGAAAUGCAUUUUAUUUUUUUUCCUUUUUAAGCUGGAAAUGAAAAGGGGGGAAAUGAAGGUAGGAAUACACGCCAAUUGCAUUGGGUGGGAAUUUAUUUUGUUUCUCCCUUCACUUUUGUUUGAAUUAAAGCUGUAAAUAUGCAGUGCAUGGAAAGCCACAUUCAUGAUACUUCCCACAUUUUUCUUUAAAUGUACACAACAGUUAAACAGCCUAC
Malania oleifera is the source of this 1975-nucleotide messenger RNA. RefSeq names its product serine/threonine-protein kinase PCRK1. The coding region runs from base 340 to 1692 and encodes 450 amino acids. NCBI's taxonomy places the organism in Eukaryota, Viridiplantae, Streptophyta, Magnoliopsida, Santalales, Ximeniaceae. Gene Ontology annotation, biological process: protein phosphorylation. The transcript has 4 exons. The record is from RefSeq and is a predicted model, not a curated record. Gene Ontology annotation, molecular function: protein kinase activity; ATP binding.